CUUACUCCGCGACACCCCGCCCGUCUGCCCGCCGUCUCCUCCCUCCACCUCCGCUGCUUCCAGCUCCGUGAGUCGAGCUGAAGCUCAGAGGAAGAAAGUGAUCGAGACUCGACCCCAUGCAGAUCCCGAACCUGACCUAGGACCACCUGCUCCAGCUGAAGACCGGCGGGAGGACGCACGAGUGGCGGCGCUCAUCCAUGCGCGCCAGCCGAGCACGGGCAUAACCAGGGGGAGGAUCUGAGAGUGGAAUGAGACUUGAGCCGAGCAACUGUUGGGAGAAGAAGCCUUGAUGAGUCCAUGCUGAGGAGAGUCAUGCAUCUCAACAGAGAGGAAGACGGCAGCAGAGGCUCUGUGUCUCUCAGUGUUUUCCUGGUGUCUGUUGCUCUUGUAGUCUGUGCCGUCUGGCUGGUGGCCCUUUGCGGCGUCUGCACCUGGUGUCAACGAAAACUGGGGAAGAGGAAUAAACCUGGAGUGGAGGCUGCCAGCUCGCCAGAGUCCGUGAGGGGUCGAGGGGAAAAUGCCAUCAAUCACAACGACCUGGACAGAGACUUCUGGAACAACAACGAUAGCAGCAAUGUGCAGCAGAGGUGGAGCUCCUACCCACCCAAGGAGUUCCUUCUAAAUAUGUCUCCUUAUGCCCCCUAUGGAGACCCUCGCCUCACACCCAACGGGGCUGCAGAUAAAAGUGGGCAGAGCGGUGCUGGACCCUCGCCGGGUGCCAGUGACGGCGGGGGUGGUGCUUGCUCAGGGGCUGGGGCAGGGCCCAGCCGCAGUGACAGCGUCCGCAGCAUGCUGACCGGUGGCAUCAAGGCUGGACGGUGGCACACGGUCCAGAGCCACAUGCAUGCCGGAGGUCUGCGCUUUGGCAAUUUUGGAGACGCCUCCCUCUCCACAACCUCCACCCUGGAACACAUCCCGUCCUCGGCCGUGGCGCGGCCCCGUCCUCUGGUCCGGCAGCAGAGCCUCCAACAGCCCCUCACUCACCAGCCCCCUCCGGGUCCCAAUGACCCCCCUGUUACCUCACAGAGCCUGGGCCAACUGCACACCGGCCCAGGCGGUGGUGGCCACCGCGGGGGCCCACGAGGGGUCCGGGGGAGUCCUGCUGGAGCCUCCAGGUAUAGAGGGACAGGAGCAGGCCGAUCGAGGUCAAAUCCAGGGAGCUGGGACCACAUGGUGGAGCAAAUCCGGCACAGAGGACUGGACGUCAAAUCAUUUCUUGAGGGGAAGAUGGUGGUUCUGUCUCUCGCGAUUGGACUGGCUGAGCAGGAUGACUUCGCCAACCUCCCAGACCUACAAGAAGCGCCAGCAAACAAAGAAAAUGAAACCACGCCAGAGAAAAGCACUCCAGGUAACAAACCAGGGAGCAGCCCCAGAGGUCACACCCCGGACGAGAGCCGCCGUCGCCAUGGAGCGAAUCACGAAGCAAACUCUUCGGUGUCAGACUUGGCCAACUCCGUCAACAGCGACUUACUCAUGUUGUCACCAGGUUCUGAGGAAGAUGACCACGAAGGCCCCGUUUGUGAAAAGCUCGGCCGCAUCCAGUUCAGCGUUGGAUACAGUUUCCAGGACUCGACACUCACCGUCAAAAUUCUCAAGGGCCAGGAUUUACCCGCCAAGGAUUUUUCCGGCACCUCAGAUCCAUUUGUCAAACUCUACCUGCUGCCAGACAAGAAGCACAAAUUGGAGACAAAAGUGAAGAGGAAGAAUCUCAACCCCCAUUGGAACGAGACCUUCCUGUUCGAAGGAUUCCCCUUCGAGAAGGUGGUCCAGAGGACGUUGUACCUGCAGGUUCUCGACUACGACCGCUUCAGCCGAAACGACCCGAUAGGCGAGGUGUCGAUCCCCCUCAACAAGCUGGACCUGGCCAACAUGCAGACGUUCUGGAAGGAGCUGAAACCAUGUAGCGACGGCAGCGGAAGCCGAGGGGACCUGCUCGUCUCUCUGUGCUACAACCCCACAGCCAACACCAUCACUGUGAGCAUCAUCAAAGCCCGUAACCUCAAAGCCAUGGACAUUGGAGGCACUUCUGACCCCUACGUAAAAGUGUGGCUGAUGAACAAAGACAAGCGUGUGGAGAAGAAGAAGACAGUGGUAAUGAAGCGCUGUCUUAACCCUGUAUUCAACGAGUCCUUCCCUUUCGAUGUGCCUGCCCACGUGUUGAGGGAGACCACCAUAAUCAUCACCGUCAUGGACAAGGACAAGCUCAGUCGCAAUGAUGUCAUUGGGAAGAUCUAUCUGUCAUGGAAGAGUGGCCCUGCGGAAGUAAAACACUGGAAGGACAUGAUGGGUCAUCCUCGUACCACUGUAGCCCAGUGGCACGCUCUCAAAGCCUGAAGGAUCCAGCAAUCAACCUGCCGACCCGAGUGUUUUUUCAGCCCCUGCCCUCCAAACACGUCCUGUGCCCUCAAACUGCAGUCCCGUGUCGUCUCUUUGUUCUCAGGCCUCUUUGAUAUCCUUCCCUCCGCCGCCCCAGUCCGUGAGACAACGUCGCCAAAACCAUCACCCCUGUCUGCUCACGCUUCCUACUUGACUUAUCCAUUUUGUUCCCUGAACUUUCAAAAGGUCUUUGAUGUCUUUCUGCCUUUGUCCCUGGUUGAUCUUCUGCCCUCCCACAGCUCCAGUCAGUACGGAAGUCCAAAGCUCUAUAUUGAUCAUACGGACCAUCCAAAUGUCCUCUUUGGCCACUUCCCCCCAGAGUCCAAAUAAUUGUCUAAAUUGUCUUGUGUCACUGUCACUUCUACUCCGUGUCCAUGACUGAAUUAACAAAGAUGCCAAUGAAGGAGUGGAGCUGGAAUGGACCCAUUUGCGUUCCACUUCUGUGUAAUAAUCCCUCAUUGGCUAAAGCCCAGUGUUGUCUGUCAGUGCUGUGGGUGAUGUGACGUAACCCCUCGAUGAAGUUUUUUAUCUAACAGGAGAACUCCAAGCGCCAUGUGAGUGAUGCAGUUUGAGUUUAUUCUUCUAUUUUUUAGCAACACAAAACAAAGGGUGUUUGUGAUUAUUAUUAUUAUUAUUAUUAUUAGUUGAAACAGUCAGUAGUUAAUCUUUUGAACGACUUUAGUUGUAGAAUGUUCAAGUGAAACAAUGUCAACAGAGCUGCCAUAGACCAAGAUGAUGAAUGAGACCAUUGAAUUCCGUCCUCGUGUGUAAUAACAUGGUCGUGAUUACAAGUUUGAAUUGAUGAAAUAUCACCUGCUUGAGAUAUGAAAAAUUGUAAAGUAAUAUAACACAUAAAAUGACCACUGUGUACCACUAUUUCUGACUGUCUUUUCAGCAGGGGUAUGAAAUGAAGAGGCAAAAUAUUUGUCAGUGUAAGUCGGUGUCAAUAUUUUUUUGUCAAAAUGAUUAAAUAAAUAGAAAUUUUCUUGAAUAUAAUUCUAAGGUCAAGAUCAAAAUGUAUUUCCCCCCCACAUUAAAAAUCAGAUUUAACUCCAUAGAUUCUGUGGUUGGGUUUGGCAGCCCUAAUAUAAGGAUUCUUCCACCUUAGUCGAAGUACAAAAGUACGGUCAAGUGAUGUAGACAUCUCUUCCCUUUUCCGAUGUCCAUGAUGUGUUUAGAGUUCACAAACAAAUUUGUAAGUGGAGUCACCGGGAUUGUCCCGUUUACUUCUGAUGUAUCUGGUUUACAUGGAAUGGUCAGAACAUCAACUGAAUAAAUGUUUAUUUAAUCGCUAAUGAAGUCAUGAAGAGCAGGCCCAGGAUGGAAAGACAGGUGAAGUUAAGAGUGACGUUAUUUAUAGCUUUGUGAAAUCCUUUGAAGCCAGUGCAGCCCUUUAAGUUAGUGUUGUUGCUACUGAAGUAUUAUCACCUCAAAUCAGACGCCAUUAAUAAGCAAUAUGUGCGACCUCUGAUGUUCAAUUUCAUCAGGUUUUGAAUAACAUCUCAGUGACCUCACAGUAAGGAGGUUGCUGGUUUGAAUUUGGCUACAUGCUGUAUACUCCAGUUUCCCCUGUGAAUUUAGGGCCCUACAUUGUUUUUAAAGUUUGAGAGAGUCUGUAAUGUGCCAAUGAUGGAGCAACUGAGUAUUGGUCACAGCAGGGGUCAGAUCAAUUUUUUAUAACCUGUCGUUGAAUCUCACAAACUGUGUGAAAAACACAAACUGCUAGAGUUAAUUAGGUGUGUGAGUACAUUGGCCCAAAGAUGACCUUAAAUCAGCCCGGUAGAUACUUCAGCUAACCACUGCUUAGUCCUGUUCAGGGUUGCGGCGAGUGCUGGAGCCAAUCCCAGCUGUCAUCGGGCGCGAGGCAGGAAUACACCCUGGACAGGUCACACGCCGAGGGCAAUUGGGGGCCGAGUGUCCAGUUAACCUAGUGAGCAUGUCUUUGGACCGUGGGAGGAAACCGGAGUACCCGGAGAAAACCCAUGCAGGCACAGGGAGAACAUGCCAACUCCACCCAGAAAGUUAUUGCUGAGAGGCAGCAGUGCAAAACAUUGCUCUGCUACUACCCAGUCCUCCUAAUAUAUACAAGUCAUUUCUACAUACAAAAACGGACCAGUCCUGAUAACGUUUGGGUUUGCAAGAGAAGAAUCUUAUGUGUUUUUAAGUCAAAUAUGGACUCUUGUUUUCUAUUUUUGAGUGUGUGUGUAUGUUUGCAAGGGUGGUAUUGUACCCGAUUUACCUAUACUUGUGGAGACCAAUUCUUCGAAACACACUUUUUUUUCCCCUAUUUUGCCGUGUGGCGACCUUUUUGCUGGUCCUCACAAGGUUAAGUUUGAAGGUUAAAACUUCCAAGUAACUGGGUCAUUAUAAUGAGGUUCAGGUUUGGUUCAGAGUCUCGGUUAAGAGUCUUGAGGUCACGUCUUGAGGUUAUGUUUGGGGUGAGAGGCUGGGGAAAGCACUAAGGAAACAAGAGGUCCCCACAAUGACAGCGGUACAAGUGUGUGUCCCUUCUUCGCGAGUCAUUCUCUGGCACGGAACAAUUGUUUACCGUUUUUUUUCUAAACGAAGCAGAUGUACAAAGAGCCGUGUUUUUAAUGUUGUCACUGCUAAUGAGUCUCUGCUCUUAUUGACAGCACUGCUGGACCAAACCUCUCUUUAUUAGCAGGAUUGAUUUACUCACAACGGAUGACUAACACACGUCAGAUCGUAAAAUGUCUGUGAUAAACUUGAUGACAUCCUGAAUAUAGAUAUUUUCCAGCACAUAUCAGGUUAGACGAACUGAUGUGCGCUGACUCACCAAAGUCUUGCGUCCUCAAUGUCACAUUUUCCCCAACACCCCAUGUCGUGCACACAUGCUUUCUGGCACAAAGUGUUCUGUGUGUGCCUUAUAAACCCGACCACGUCCUGCUCCUCACCAUAUGUGCUCACUCUCCAAGUGUCGGGGGGGGGGAAGGGGUGAGAAAUUGACAAGAUGCUUGCUGUCAUGCAAAGAGGUGAAACACCCUUGACUCAGUCGGAGGUCAGAGCAGAGACUAUUUUACCUUGGAUUCCAUCAAACACACACCUGAUGUGUAAUAAACCAGCCAUUACUGUGACGCUGCUGAUAACAACAUUACAUUCCAAUGACUUCCUGGAAAGUCACUAUAGUCAAAACAACCUCAAAUAUUGCUUUAACACGAGUCAGGGUUUGGUAAAUUUGAUGUGUACAUUGAACCAGAUCUCACGUCUCCUUUUAGGAAUUCUCUUUGAAAACUGCUUCAAACAAAGAGAGGUUAACCAGCAACUUUUCAUUUAUUUACUGUUGAAAUGAUUGCCAAUCGUCCUGUAUGAGAAAAAAAAAAGUCCAUAUUCACAAGGGUUGUUGAUCUGUGUCAGUCUUCUGUAUCACUAAGCUGCGUCUGUGUCUCUCUUUCGUUUCUAUAGUUAGCCAUCCGUGGGGUGCACAAUGUUAAAUAUCGACCGUUUAUUUUUCUUAAAUAUGUACAGUGUAUAUAAAAAAUAUAAAUGUAUAUAAAACAAAUCCGUA
Synchiropus splendidus (mandarinfish) is the source of this 5902-nucleotide messenger RNA. It is a transcript of the gene syt7b, whose product is annotated as synaptotagmin VIIb. Gene Ontology annotation, cellular component: axon; synapse; membrane. The record is from RefSeq and is a predicted model, not a curated record. Gene Ontology annotation, biological process: cellular response to calcium ion; regulation of dopamine secretion; vesicle fusion. Lineage: Eukaryota; Metazoa; Chordata; Actinopteri; Syngnathiformes; Callionymidae. Gene Ontology annotation, molecular function: clathrin binding; phosphatidylserine binding; calcium ion binding. The transcript has 13 exons. Bases 298 to 2334 code for a protein of 678 amino acids.